AUGCGCUGCGAGCUGCUUUUCCCACUGUUCCUGCUAGCUUGCGUUAUUAAUGGGCUCCCCGUCGUGGGAGCGCCGCCGGUCCUCUCCAUGCACUUUAAGCUCCUCCGCAGGCACCACCGGCAGAGGAGCCCCCUGCAGCGGGUGAGGGAGAUCGUGAGGAACGACCAUGCCCGCGCGAAGAUGAUAUCCGACAGGAUCGGCUGGCAGAGGAGCGCGUGCGUGGCCGGCGGCAGUGUCCCCCGGACGUCGUCGUUCGCGAUGCCGAUAUCCUCCGCCGCCUUCACCGGCACCGGGCAGUACUUCGUGCGGCUCAAGGUGGGAACGCCUGCGCAGACAUUCUUGCUGGUGGCGGAUACUGGCAGCGACCUCACCUGGAUGAAGUGCCGCUACAGAGCUUGCCGGGGUUGCGGGGACGCGCAAUGGCGGCGGGCCUUCCGCGCGGACCAGUCAUCGUCUUUCAGCCCCAUCCCUUGCUCGUCGCAGCUCUGCAAGAACUCGCUGCCGUUCUCUCUUGCCAAAUGCCUUGCCCCGACGAGCCCCUGCGAGUAUGACUACGGGUACGUCUCCCUCUCCUCUACCCCUCAUCCUCCGCCGCAAAAUCACCCUCUUCUCCCCCGUGGAUUUGCUCCCCCAUGGAUCUGUCUCCCUCUCUCUCUCUCUCUCUUUCUCUCUGAACCCUCACGGGAGAGAGCAUCCCUACUGUCACCAGAGAGACGAUCCUCGAUCCACGCCGGCGAGCAUGAAGCUCCGUUAGAGCAGCGCAUCAUGGCGAAGUAAUUAAUGCCCAUGAUUCCAGUUAAUGGCCCCUCGGCUUGGUUGGGAUUUUGGUUACCAUCCAGAGGGUGGCGACGAGCACGCACGUGGAGAUCUUCUACUCGUGAAGAGAUUGAUCCUCUUCCCUGCAAGAACUCGGUCCGAUGAGCGCGCACUGUACACCGAGACGGGCUGCACCAUUCCAGAAGAGCGCAUUGAUGCCCGUUAGACUUAACAGUCGACGAUGGGAGUAAAGACGAUAUAUCCCUCCGUUCCGACCAGGCUGCCGUUCUUAUCCUUGACUAGGCGGGCUCAGAUCCACUUUCGUCGUCUUCGAUCACGAUGAUCAUCGAGCAUCGCCGAACCCUGCAGGUACACCGAUGGGUCGACGGCGCGGGGGAUCUUCGCCGACGAGGUGGCGACCGUGGCCCUCUCCGGCGGCCAGAGCGCGAAGCUCAAGGGGAUCGUAGUCGGCUGCACCUCCUCCUCUGCGGGCUCGAGCUUUCGUUCGUUGGACGGGGUGCUCGGCUUGGGAUACAGCAACACCUCCUUCGCCGCCCGCGCCGCCUCGCGCUUCGGCGGCAAGUUCUCGUACUGUCUCGUCGACCACCUCAGCCCCAGGAACGCCUCCGACUACCUCGUCUUCGGCAAGGACACCAUUCACAGGCCCUCGAAACCAGACCGCAGGCGGUAUGCGGAGCUGAUCCUGAACAGUUGGCUGGAGCCGUUCUACGCCGUCCGUGUGGGGGGCGUCUCGGUGGGGGCCGAGUUGCUGAACAUCUCCGAGGCCGUGUGGGACUCUGGCGCCGGCGGUGGCGUGAUACUCGACUCGGGAACCAGCCUGGCGAUGCUGGCCGAGCCCGCCUACCGCGCUGUCCUGGCCGCUCUGAGCGCUCCGCUGGCGAGGUACCCGAAGGUGGAGGCGAAGCCCUUCGAGUUCUGCUUCAAAUGGGAUCAGAGCUUCGAUGAGGCUGCGGUUCCCCGCCUGGUGGUACACUUGGUCGGCCCUCGCGGUGCGGCGGCGCCGCUGAGGCCGCCGGUGAAGAGCUACCUGAUCGACGUCGCCGACGGAGUGAAGUGCAUAGGGAUCCUCUCCGCUUCCUGGCCGGGGGUCUCCACCAUCGGCAACAUCCUCCAGCAGAACCAUCUGUGGGAGUUCGACAUCGCCAACAGGAGAGUGAGCUUCGAGCCUUCCUCUUGCUCUCGCUCUCUCCACUGA
This is a messenger RNA of Spirodela intermedia, 1972 nucleotides long. The record is from the annotation of a GenBank genome assembly. NCBI's taxonomy places the organism in Eukaryota, Viridiplantae, Streptophyta, Magnoliopsida, Alismatales, Araceae.